GUACAGGUGGUGGUGCAGUUUUAGUCCAUUGUCAAGCAUGUGACGACAUGAAGUAGUAAAGCAGGGUUUUGUGAAGAGACGUUCACUUUGAGAAAAGAAUUGAAUUAUCUAAAGACCGAAAAGCGUGUACCUGGCAACGGAAUUUGGGAAUAAUUGGAAAAAUCGAUCGAACAUGGCGGACGAUGUAAAUUACCUUGUCGUUAAUACACAAAGGAAAGUCCCACUAGCGUGGCGAACAAGGAUUUGUUUCGGUGUUGGGCAUGUUCUGAAUGAUUUAACUGCCUCUAUGUGGUUCACAUAUCUCUUGGUUUAUCUUCAUAAAGUGGUUAAAUUCUCAAACACUAACGCUGGAACUCUGUUACUCAUUGGACAAGUCGCUGAUGCAUGUUGCACCCCCCUUGUAGGCAUUGGCUCCGACCAUACAGGUCGCGUUAGAUACGGUCGACGAAAAAUUUGGCACCUUGCUGGAGUAGUGUUCGUGGUAGUAAGCUUUCCGUUUGUGUUUAAUCGCUGUUUAGGUUGUGAAAGCGCUGAUCAGUGGGCCAAGUUUGUUUAUUACGCAGCGUUCAUAGUGCUUUUUCAAUUCGGAUGGGCAGCGUCGCAGAUCUCUCAUCUGAGUUUAAUUCCUGAGCUGACGGAUGAUGAUAACGAAAAGUGUGGUCUAACUUCAAUCAGGUAAGUUUCAUUAAUACGCUUCUAAGCUUCCCCUCUGCACAAUGUCACAUAUUACAUGUCUAUGAGCCUUAUGACCUCAAAAGUGGCACAAGAGACAAUCACAAGGUCUGCAUGGACGGUUCCAUUCAGGGGUGCUUUUAAUAGACCCCUUUACAGUUGUGAGGGCAUGCUAGGUAAUCAGGACAAGGUGGUGGGGAAGUCGAAAGUUUGUAUGGGCGUUCAAUUAGUCAGCUAAUUCUUUCUUAUUGAAUAUAUUUGUGACUUUCUCUUUGCAAACUUUAACUAAUGAACUUAAAGAAACUAUGCACUAAAUGUGGAGAGCACAGCAGUCCUUUGUCGCUGUUCAGAAAAUUUGACUUCUUCAGGAGCCUAGGCUCCUGACUUCUUCUGUACAUUAUGUGUAAUUUUUGUCUUGUCGGAUUACAGAAAAUGUAAAAAGCAAGUAAGGACUGCUAUGUUUUCAGAUUUAGUGUGUAGUUUCUUUAUGUUCAUUAGUUACAUUUUUCAAAGGGAAAGUGACAAAAUAUAACUUGUCCUGAUUACCCAUCAUGCUGUUACAACCGCGAAGGUGUCUAUUAUGCCAAAAUUUCAGGAACUUUGGAUUGAAAACUAUAAAUGAAACGCUUCAGGUGGAAAUUUAUUAGAAAGAGUCGUCCACCUCCAGGGGUGGUCGUCUUGACUGCUGGUUGGUUUAGUCCAACGUAAAUUUACUGUUCUGUUUCCAAAAAUUCUUGUUUCCUGUUCCACUUGGCUGUAGCUUGUGACGCAGAUGUGAUUUAAUCGCGGUUAGUAAUGUCUGCGAAGCAAUGCCUAAAUCUUUCCUUGUUCUGGACUCAACAAAUUACCGGAAAUGCGUUUCAAAUUUCCUUUCAACCUGAUUGCAUGGAAAUCGACAAAAGCUUUCUAACAGGCCAUUCAGAUCGUGUACUCAAAUCCUAGUACAUUGGUGUACUUUCACGGGUCUGGUUUUCCAGGCUGGCAUGGCAUGAUAAAAAUUUCCAGCCUAGUGUAACAGCUGGGAUCCCCGGGGGGGGGACUCCCAUAUGAAAAAGACGGGGAUGCUCGUCGUCUCGCUUAGGGGUGUAAAUUUUGGAUUUUGGUCUCGCUUAGGGUGUUCCGGGCAAAGCGCCAAUAUUUUAAGCCGCCAAGGUCUCGUUUAGGGUUCCGCGAAGAAGAAACACAGAAUGACGCGAAGAGAAACAGAAGUCAACUUUUCUUUUUAACUUUGUUUGUUAUGUCUUUGUAUCAUUAAAACUCAUUGCAUGUCGUAUUUGUGUGUUUUUAACCAGUCUCUUUUAGGGGUCAAAAUUUGCUUAAGUCACGCCCAGAUUGGUCUCCUUUAGGGGUCACAAAAAGCUUGAGCCACGCCCAGAUGGUCUCCUUUAGGGGUUAAAUUCAAAAUUUCCGACGAGCAUCCCCGUCUGUUUCAUAUGGGAGUCCCCCCCCCGGGCUGGGAUCCUGGCAUUAUGAUUAUCCAAAUCCUGGCUAUCUGGGCUCGAGUGGUUGUGAUAACAAUGUCAAAGCCUCUGUAGCAGGCACAUACCUGCUAUUCAGUUGCCUGCGAGCAAGCUAUCCUUUUGGGGGAGUCAUGAGAAGUCACGUGAGUGCCGCACAUGAAAGGAGACAUGAGUCCUUGUGGCCUCACCACUCACUCUCCACAAUAAUAUUGGACAGCUUGUUCUCAGGCUAGCUAUAAUGCAGGCUAUGAUGAAGUUCAUUUCUUUUAAUUAACUUUCUGAGAUCGCAGCAAAUCACUCAUAUAUAAGCCCCACUCAUAUAUAAGCAGCCCCUAAAUUCCACAGUGACUAAUUUUAAGACAAACUUCUCUGAAUCCUUUAUAGUAUUUUAGACUAGCUGCUUCCAUGCCAAACUCUUUAGCAGAAUCCCAUAUAAACUUCAAGUCAUUUUUUUGCAGGUAUGCAGCCACUGGAUCUUGUAACAUCUUUGUAUUUGUUAUCACGUGGGUUUUUCUGGGGACAAGUGAAGCCAGCACCAGCUCAAACCAGCUAGGCUCUUCUGAUGCUUCCUCAUUUAUGGUAAAGAUAAAUGAUUAAUACUUGAACUGAAUGUAAAUGUUAACAUGUGGGCUACAAGUAGUAUCUCUUUUUUACAAGUACCAGCUGUUGAACAGGGCAGGCACAAGUUUAAUAAUAUCAUUUCACUAUUUGUGCAAGCACAAUUCAAUUUUUGCACCCCCCCCCCCCCCCCACCCCCAAUGUGCCAUGCUUAAUGGCAACUAUUUUAAAUGUUUUUUUGUAAUCUGACUGCCUCUUUUUUUUGACUUUAGAGUAUCUAACUCAUAGUUCUUUGCCUUAACUUUGUGAUGAAUUAACCCGGAGCCAUGAAGCUGUCAGAAACUCCCUGGCCUUUGAAAACACACCCAUUGUUGAUUUUAGAGCUAGAGAUAUUAUUUGGGUCAUUCUUCUAUGAUUUCAGUAGCUAAUUAAACAACUCGUUUUGAGCUCUUUGUGGUGCCCUGGACAACUUUCCUUUCCCAUAUGAAAUCAAACAGAAUGCAAAAUUGGCAGCAGAGCUGGGGGCGGGGUACUUAACUAUCAAAAAUGGCACUGCUGUGAAUCAUGCCUUUAAGGGAUUUAAACUACUGUGGAAUGCUAUUGCUUAGGUUCCCCGCCAUUGUGGUUUCUUCAAUCUGUCGAGACAAAAUUUGAUGAAAACUAGUUGAUUUUUUGCUCCCUUAAUUUUAUAGACUCAGGUUAAAAUGACUUUGAGCCACACACGUAAUAUAACUAGUUUCUGGUAUGCUUGAGUGUUUUUUUUUGGAAGUUUCCAACAAGCAUGCUGCCUCGCCUUUUUAUAGGAGAGCACACCCCCCCCCCGGCGUUUCGUUGGGAGCGCUAAGGGGCGGACAGCUCAGCUAAAGCCUCUUGUCUGCGGAUAAUUUUUCCUAAGGGUUUUCUCACAGCCUUGUGAGGCAAAAUAAUAAAAUUAGUAAUCUCUUACCCUCGAGUGGGUGCCCUUGUCAUAUAAAAUCCUUCAGUUACUCACCCCUGAAUUUUUUAUUCCUUAUUUUCAGUACGUGGUAUUCAUUGUAAUUGGCACUGGCAUUAUCUUUUCGAUUAUUUUCCACGUGGGAGUAAAAGAACACCCACGUGACUGUAGCGUUGAAUUUGUCACCAGUUCCUGCAAGAGAUCAGCUGCUAAUUGGAAAGCCUGGUUCCGAGAGCCGAGGUUUUAUCAGGUGCUGAUUUACUUAGUUAUUUUUAUUUAUGUACUCAGCUCGGUGCCUAGUCUGCCAAACAGCUGUUUUUGUCUGGUCACGGAGAGGAGCGUAGCGUGACGAGACAAACGCGGCUGCGAGGGAGACUACUCUGUGCCGAUGUUACUAAAAGUUAAAAACGGGCAACAGGGAGAGGGGAGCGGAAAGUUGAAAAAUGCGAACAAAUGAGAGAAUUGGAAAUGAAGUAACUGAUAGGGCGAGGAUCCAAGUUAGGUUUUGUUCCCAUUUUUCAUUUUCCACUUCCCCGUUCCUCGUGCUCCAUUAUGGUAACAUCCCUCGGUAAGAUAUUUCAGGUAGAUUGGGGCAAAGAAGUGAGAGUGUUGUCAAAAGAAAACUUUUGUCGCAAUAGUUUGCUGGUACUUAAAUCUACACCUCGUGGACAUGGGUUGGUGGAUUUUCGGCCGUUUCGGCUGAAAAUUUGACCCCGAUUUUGGCGGUCAAAUGUUUGAACGGUUUAUAGUCGUCAGAAUUUUCCUAUAGUCAUCAUGGUUCCGUUUAAACCGAACACCUGCCUACUAAAUGUUCAACCGGUCGCAAGUUCGUUCCGUCCCGUGCAAAACCCGGAGGUCUACUUAUUCUUCUUACGAUACGAAAGCCGAACCUGAUUAUCGUCUCAUUAUUUAUUCAAAAUAUUUCCAAGCUCAGAACGAAAGACAUACUUCCCUUAAAACAUUUGCCCACCCCCGGCCGUCAAGGAAGGGAUGUUGAUUAUAGCUGAUAUUCUUCAUUUAGCAAUUUUCGUCCGUCGCACGUUUUUUUUGUAUAUUUUCGCCAUCUUUUUAGUCAGUAGUUCGGCUAUUUCAUCUAUAACGUGGCAAUCUUCCGUCUUUUUGGUUCAGCUCUGUUGUUCCUAAACAGCUGAGCCAGCGAGCUGCCUCAGUUUGCGUGAGCUGUUUGCGUGUACCAAGGAAGGGAUGUUAAUUAUAGCUGAUAUUCUUUUUAACAGUUUUCGUCCGUCGAAGGUUUUUUCUUUUUUUGUAUAUUCUCGCCAUCUUUUUAGUCAGUAGUUCGGCUAUUUCAUCUGGCAUAUAACGUGGAAAUCUUCUGCCGUUUUCUUCAGCUCUGCUGUUCCUAAACAGCUGAGCCAGCGAGCUGCCUCUUUGGGUAAGCUGUUUGCGUAUCCUUUUCAGCUGAUAACCAUUACCUUUGACGUCAUCUUCCAAAUUUGGUCAACGCUACCUGGUUUUGAAGAAUUAUUCAGGGAAUUGAAGCCAUUCCGAAAAAGAGUUAUAUUUUGACUGACUAAUACAUGUACAUUUAUUGAGUGCACUUAAUACUCUUCUUUGUUUAUAGAUAGGAAUGCUGUACAUGAGUGUCCGUUUGAUCAUCAAUGUCACACAGGUUUACAUUCCGAUGUACACUCUAGAGACACUAAACCUCUCCAAGGUACGUGCAUCUAAAUAUGCUGUUAGACGUUAAACUUUCCGUUUUGUAUGUGUUUAGGAGUGAUCUUGAAAGAAGAAAUCCUCACCUUCUAAGACAGAAAACAGGGUAUUCUCAGGGGGAAAUGAGGAAGACGUCAUCCAUUAGACUACGAGUAGUCCCCAUUUUUCCUCUACAGGGAUAGUAGAGCGAGCGAAGCGCGAGCGCGCGUGAAAAUCACUCCACUCGAGUACGGCGUGACGCGGCGUCUCGCCUUUCUCGCGUGGGGUGAUUUUCACGCGCGCUCGCGUUUCGCUUGCUCUAAUGUCCCUGAGGAAAAAUGGGGACUACUCGUAGUCUAGUCAUCCAUAUAAGAGGAAGGAAACCUGACUUGAACAGGGUGGGGACUUGUAGGGUUUGUUAUGAUUGUGUAAUGCAUUGUAGGAAUAUUGUGCUCUUGAUUGUCGAAAGUAACUUAUUGAUUCCUGUGGGUAAAAUUUUGCAUAGCUACGCCUUUGUGGUGGCUGAAAAUUCGCGCAAAUUUGGCACGGCCUAUCAUGAAUUGUCUAGCGUCUUUUCCGCGUAUGUUGCAGUCUGCCUUUAUUUGUUGUUGUUGUUGUCGUUUGUUUUUUCCUGCACUUUAUUAAACUUCCGCGCUUAAAAUUACAAAUACAUAACAGAAGUAGUAAAAGUUCCUAAAUGAUUGUUACGAGUGCGAUUAAAACACAAACGCAAAUCUGGGAAGAAUUUAAUGCAAUUGUGCCCUUUUAUGUUUUGUUUUAGAUCAUUCUAGCUUCAUGGACUAACUUUUGUUUGUUUGUUUUUCUUAGCAAACUAUCGCCAUAAUGCCUCUUGUGGUCUACGUAAGUGGACUGUUGUCUACGUUUUUCACAAAGCCACUGAACUUGUAUCUGGGCAGAAAGGUUCGUUGCUUUAAGAGCCUUCCCUUUCAGCGUCCUCGGAUCCCGAGAGCGUGCUUCCCUUAAUGGCCUAAAAGGGAAGGCCACGCCUGUAAAGGAUACCUUUUCCAGGCGUCAAGUAUAUGAAAGGGUUGGAAUUUCUCUAGUUAAAGUACGUGAAAGGGUUGGGAAAAUUGUAAGCAAGUCACAACUCCUUUCGCGGGACAAAAAACCCGCGUUUAAGGUUAUUUCCUUGUUCUGUACUGCGCAUCACCUAGUGCGCAAAUCAUUGCGACUUCAUAGGUGGCGUUCAUUCUCGACCCUAGUACUCCCCCUUCUGACUCACAACUCUGGUAUCGAGACUGAGGUGGUGUUGAUUUUCACCGGUCGCCUAAAAAGAUGUAAUUAUGGCCCCAUUUGUAGUCCAAAUGCUUUUAAUAGCGAUUUUGAUAAUUCUACCUGGCUUAAAAGGUGUUUGUCUUGAAACUCGCCCAAGUCCUCUCGCGCAAAAUGAUCAUUUGAAGCCGAAAUUAUACCUUCGUUGUUGGUUUGCUGUGAAACGAGAACGGUGACUUCCCUUUUUUAAUUGUAUUUUUUACUCGUUAUGGCCACACAAAAUAUAUAUUAGAGAGAAAAAAUCAGGACACAAGAAGUUGUAUUUUUUUAGUUGUGAGUGACGCGAAUUUCCGCAUUUAGAUCGGCAUUUAGAGCCACAGAGAAUUAUGAAAUAAUGAUGUCCAUUUCUCUACAGGUUUUUUUCAAGAUCUGGUAAUUUGAGUUCUCUUAACUGAAAAAAAUAUAGCCCAGACCAACAAAUGUGCUUAAGGUUUUAGUAAGGUUCAUAGUGUUUGCUAUAAAAUAAGAAUUUUUGACGGUUGUUUAAGUUUCGAACACUUCGCGCGCAGCUAGGAAAAAACACUCAGAAUUACAGGCACACAGGGCGAAAACAAGUCGGUGACGCCAUCUUUUUAUUGCAGUUUUUGAAUGUCCUAUACAUGGCUGACUUUUGUGCCAAGUUUGAAAAAAAUCUGUAUGGUACAUCAUUUUCAAGGGAAUUACUUUAAACGCACCUGAACCCCGCGAAUUCAACCGUAGUAAUGCACCCGAAACAAAUUUACAGAGCUGCCUGUUGUGGGCGGAAGACCUUGGCUCUACAUAACAACUGGAUAAUCCCUCCAUUUUGUCACUUUGCAGGUUGUUUUUUUUGUAGGCCUGUUGAUCAUAAUGGGAACCAGGUAAGCCGGACGAUAUGUACCAUAGGUAUAGCCUCGGUUCAUUUCGCAGUCCGCGAUAAUGGGCGCUUUUUCUUCGAUCGCCCUAACCAAAGGGAACCUGAUCGCGGGGUAAUCAGUAUGUAUGCAGUGGAUUUUCGCUAGUUAUUUGAUAAGGGAUUUUUGUUUUCGAUUUUUAAAAGUAGUUCUCUCAGUUAUGGCAAGUGUUAGAACUAUGUUUUCAUGCCUUGUAACUGAGGGGCUGGUUUUGACAAGCACGUUUAAGAUGGGCCGGAGGCGGGGGGUGGGGGGGUCGGGUAGGGGGAGAGGAGGGCAAAAUAGUUAAGAAGGAGCUUACUCAAUUUAGCGGAACGCAGUGGUUGUAGGAACGUACCGUGCUUUGAUCAGCCAAAGUCUUAAUCUUUGAUCAUUAAUUUGUGAUGAAAAGUAUUCUUUAAGUAACUUAGACUACAGUGGAGGUCGGGGAAGGAAAUUUAGGGGAUGCUUAAAAGGAUGGGGUUAUUUUGAACAACUGUCUUCCCAUAGAAAAGGGGGGCUUCAUUGAGAGGGGCGGGGCUUAACCGAGGAUUUUCGUUAAAUGGUGUCAUUGUGACACCAUCUUCAAAGUUACAAACUUCCUUGACUGACAUUGGCGAAAUUUUGAAUCAGAGAGGUCGAUUUUGGUGUCUUGCUUGUACUUUUUCUUUCAUUUCACUGUAAUUACAUGUACACGAUGUGCUCUAUAUGAGAGUAUGUAGAGAUUGCGGUGCACUCUUAAUAUUAGCGGUUGAUGAUCCCAAUUGAUUCUGGGGGUGAUCCGGAAUUUAUUUCCGUGUUAUCUGUUUAUCCAGUGUUUGGCUGUGGCUGAUACCCCAGCAUAGCUCACAAAUGUAUGGCGCCAGUGCCGCCCUGGGAUUUGGCGGAUCAAUGCUAUUGGUUACUGUGUUGACAAUGCUAGCUGAUCUUAUUGGACAGAACGUGGUAAGAAAGCUUUCACUAAGAACUCGGGGUGAGCCAUGGAAGGGGGCGCUGUUUCGCUGCGAAGAAUAUCAUUUCGAAAUGAUAUCAUUGUGGUAUAAAAGUUAAAGAGCUUUUGGGAUAGAAAAAGUCUUAGUAUCAAUCACUGCAAAGAAAGUUGUGCUAGCAUGUGUAAGGAUACCAAAAGAGAUAAAUCCUUUUCGUUACAAGUCCUACCUAUAGAAGCCUGUCUCAUGCCGAAUGUAUCGAUAAUUUUCGCGCCCCUGUGCUGUCUUUUGAAUUUAAAUCUAUAGCACAGUAGCGCGUGUCUUAGCUGACAAACAAGUUCACUUUGCUUCCUUUAAUUUUUUUUUUUUUUCAGCUGAGUUAAUAGGGUUAAUUUUCCACCUUAAAGGGAUUGAAAGGCUGACGUUUCGAGCGCCACAACUUCUGCAAAGCUCCUGCGAAGGACACACAGAGUGCUCGAACAUGGCGUCAGCUUUUCAGUCCUUUAACGGUGAUAAUUACAUUGACUUUGUCAACUAAGUUGAAAACAUCAAUUUUUUUUUCCUCCCUAGCCGGUAUAGGACCGGAGUUUCUAGUGAUUUUAGUUCCCUCUUCUGUAACGUUGCGUGACGACACAAAGAACGGCUGCUGCAUAGGAGACUAGUUCCCCUUCAGUCACUUUGUCGCGUUGGCUUAGAGCUUUAUAGCUUUUAUACAUUUAAAUCCUUAACUUAAAUUAAUACCUCCAUCUUGAAUGCAAACUCAUAAAACAUAAAACAGCUUUCCGCCCAAAUGAAUACCGGAACAUCAAUCGCGAACUGAGAGGGGCCACAGAUUCCUCUGUGAGCGACUUUUGUGUGUUUGUUUGCUGUCUUGUAGGGAUCACGUGAAACGAAAUAUUCAAAUCAAACGUGCAAUUGUGAACCUGAUACUGAUUUCAAUCUAGUCUGUGUAGCCUAUGAGCAGGCUUACUUGCACGUGCGAGUUUCGAGGCAUUUUCCCCAAAACGCACAAUUGAGCCAGCUCGCAGGCUGUAGCCCGCGUGAUAGGCCUUCGAAUAGCGCGUGCCCAGGAACUUGUAGGGCGUGGACUUCGCGUUCUUCGCGUUUUCUACUCAAGGGAUUUGAUACAGAUGAUUUAUGAGCUAGGUUCGCAGACACUCUACACCGGCCAGAAUAUAGGUUUUAGUGAUGCGUGGGCAGGCUGCAACGUUGGUUAAGUGAAUUCUGGAAUCUUUUCGGUGACCGGGAGUUAACAACUCUUCUGCUCUAUUUAACUCCCCUCCGUUAAAAAAACGUUAUAAACACUCCUGGGAACGCCUACAAUUGUAGCCUGCUUAGCAAGCGUUUCCGCUUCCGUUUCCGUGCGGUUUCUGAGCAAAGAAUGAGGAACGUUUGUCAAAGCCCCACUUUUCGGGCAGCCAAACCCGAAAAUCCCAUUCCUCGUUAUUCUUCGGUCUUUCUUUGCUCCGAAACCACACGAAAACGCUUGCUACGCAGGCUACGGAAUGCCCCCAUCACUGUAUACGUGUAUUGUGUAUAAGAGAACCAAAUAUAGGAUCCUGCUGAUCAUCUAAUGAACCGAUCAAAUGUACUGCUUUCAUAUCAGGAAACUGGGGCCUUUGUCUAUGGAGCCAUGAGUUUUAUGGACAAGAUGUCAAACGGAAUUGUUAUACAAGUCAUUCAAGUGUUUUGUCCAAAGAACAGCUACCCAAAGUAAGACAAACAAACGUUUUAAAUGCCUUCCAUUCGCACAUAAAUGAUAUAGGGUUCAGAGCAUGUUUCACAGAACUUCCAUUUGGUUUAGGUAUGAGUUCUUUAGUACGUUCCCUUGCCUUCCUCGCGCGUACUUGCAAUCGUCUUCAAAACGAACAAAUUCCUCUUUCCCUUGUUUUUGUUCAGUUAUAGAUCACGGACUGUGAUGAAAGAGAACAGUGAACGCAGGUUAUCCGCUUACUGGCUUUUUCAAAUUUUGUUGACCUGUGCCUGUUGAACCCAUGCUAAUAAAGGCUUUGCCGCAUCCUUUCCUGGGCCCGGUUGCAUAAAACGAACGUAACAACUACGGGUAUACGUACGUGCAAAUCACUUAAGUGGUCCACUUAGGGAAUUCACUUAAGUGGUUGCACUUACGAUUUUCGUAAGUGUUCACUUAAGUGUCGUUUAUGCAACCGAAAUUGCGGGUGUUGCAUAAAACUUUUUUACGGCAAAAAUAGCACGUAAAUUUACGAGACCUAUGUAGGUCCCUUAUCUUUACUGUUUUUACUAAACUUAACGAGAUCUUUUACUGAGAAGUGAAAAAAGUAUUUUUCUUCACGUUAUUCGUUUUAAUGCGCUUUGUUAACCUCUGAUGUACACUUUAAAGCCGACGUGGUGAAAAAAGAAGAAGAACUAUCAUUUUCAGUAGAAAUUGAUGAAAAAUAACGUCUGCAUGCAAAUUUCAUUUUUUUGAGAGGCUUGAAAGUGUUCGAAACAACUUAAAACUUUCUUUACACUCACCGAUGGUUAGCUUAAAAAAAAGAGUGAGUCAUUAAUGAAGUACUAUAUCAAAGUUACGUGUGCCUGUAAGUGAGCCCGUAAGUUACCACGUAAAACAGAAACUUACGAGAGUGCUAAGUGCGUUCCAUGCAGCACACGUAAGUGUACCCAUAACCGGCCUGACUAGUUUUAUGCAACUGGGCCCUGGCGCGCACUUCUCGACCUGGUCGCACCAAGUUUCAUAAACAAUAAAUAGGCUUUUACAAAGAACUGAAAGGUAUUCUUUUAUUUAAUAGGGACAACGCUGGAGGUCUUUAUUACAGAGAGGUUAUGGUUUUCGCAUCGGGAGUCGCAGCAGUUCUUGCUCUUUUAACCUUGGUCACAUUGUUAAAGAGAGACGUAGGCGAGGAUUGCGAAGGUGUGUUACCAGUUACGUUAUCUUGCAAGUGGUUGUUAGCGAUGCCUCUUUUGAAAACGGAGCCAUUCAGUUUUACCGCUGUUUUACCGUUAGGAGAAGCCUAAUGCUUUCCAAAUGUAAAUUUGGCGUUUUAGCUUGAGAGCCAGACUAUAUGAUAGUUAUAUGUACUAAACUAUAAAAACAGUUUUUACCCUCAGUGGCGUCGAAAAAUGGCAGAGAUUUAAUUCUGCGAUAUUUUAGUUUUAGAAAUCUUUUUUCACUACAACGUUAACUUCCUUUAAGCAAACACCCAAAAUGCCACUCAAACUUGGUGAUCGCUUGCUGGGCAGAUCCAGAGAGGUCAAACAGAGGGACCCGAGGCUUAAAGUGGGUCAACUUUAUAGAUACUAUUCAUUGAUUGAAGAAAUCUUAGAGCAUUUGUGUCCAGAAAUUAAUGAUCCGGCAGACAGAAUUCAAAAGAGUUCAAACCCUUCGGCUCCCCUCUAAAUUCGCCCUUGACCAGCGGGAGAUGGCCGCUUACGAGAGAUUCAAACUACUUAUUAUGAGGCUUUGACUCGAAAAUUUGAUCUUGAUAUUUGGAUGGAGGUUUGCUUGCGAUAGUCUGCGAAAACGGACGUUUCUCCUCGGUCAUCGCCGCUGAGGAACGUCCUAAGCGGCGAGGAAAAAUGGCCGUUUUCGCUGGGUACGCUUACGAUAGGUGGUGCUUAUCUCUAUCCCUUUUCUUCCUUAGAAAAACAGGGAGAAACAGAAAGUCGAUUGCUUACAUCUGGCUCAUGGUCCUUGGUGUGCUCUAGAGGGCCCUGUAUUCCGUGCGAGUCCUCAGGUCACUUCCCCGGGCGAGAGGCAAUGACUCCAGAAUCAAUACCUUUGUAUGGUGCGACAGACCCAAUUUAAAAGAACAACUAAGCAGCAACACGAUCAACGCUAAACGGAUACCUUGUAAUGUUAUUUUUUUGUGUUCAUACUGGAAUUACUAAUUACCUGAUUACCUUUAAUAAUUCCAUUCAGUUUCAAAACAACGAAAAUACAUGUAACUUAAAUACAAGAUCACCUUAAAAAGGACAUAGUUGUAAUGACCAACACUUUCUCCGUAAAAUACAUUUAAGCAGAGUUAUGGAACAGUUCGGCAAGAAAAUUUUAAAAACAAAAAAAUCGUUUUAAUUUGUUAAAUUAUAAGUAACUUAUAUAAUUAUAAGUAAUUAUGUCAAGUCUUUGGUGCAACAUAGUUGUAAAUAUUUUAAAGUAUAUAUUAGAUUUCACUGAAGCUCUUCUUGUCUGGAAGAAAACACGAAGAGCUUGUUCAUGUAAAUAGAGAAAAAGAAAUUACCUUGUCAACAAGAAAUAGCCCAGGUCUUUCUGGAACUAUAGGGGACACAUCACGUAGGGUGGCUAUAAGAAACUUGAACAUUAGGCCUUCGUUGCAUGGGCUAGGCGAGAGAAGAUGUGACUCUCUUGGUAUCGGCUGUUAUUUUCUCCCGGUGCUUUGCAAAAAGGUGUGCGGUUGACUAAUCUUGCACGAAUAUGGAUCCAAGUAGCCUGAGAAAACAACCGACAUCUCGCCACGCCACCGGUGAUUUUCCCGCGAUAUGUCGUCUGAGAAACGAGCGCAGAGGUUCAAUACUAAGAUCGUAUCACUACUCAGAUGUGGUUAGUGCUUCUGAUUGGAUGAAGCAAAUUUGCAACCAAUCAGUCAUUAGUAUUGAAUUUCUGCAGUCCUUCUUCAGAAGUCAUUUCAAGGGGGAAAUCACCGGUGAUGUUGCGAAAUGUCGAAUGUUUUCUAAGGCUACAAUCAUGGACAAAGUUCUUGGGACACUUGCAUUUCUGGCGCGUUUUCCAAUUCACACAUGCCAAACCCCUCCCCUCACCCCACAAACAACGUUUUACGCGAGUAUCCACAAUUUUUCCAAGUUUCAACUUUGUUUAGUAAGAAAGAACUGCUAGAAUAUUCCGAAAAAUAUGCACUUUUGUAUGAGGGAACCCAGAAAAUGCCGAAAAAUAUGAAUACUGUAUUACUGUCCCAAGGACUUUUGUCUAUGAUUUUAGGAUCGAAGACGAUUGUGAUCAGUAAAAAAGACAGUAUUUACAUGAAUGAGCAACUCUCAGAAAUAAAAGGCUAACAGAAUAGUUCAUCUGGGUACCAGUAGACUUAAUUAUUAGAUUCACAAGAUUAAAUUAAAAAGCUUACGAAACAACAUGUUAAGACGUCACUGAAAGGACAGUUCAUCUCAAUGGCAGGCACCAGUGGACAAAAUAAGGUUCACAAGAUUAAAUUAAAAGGCUGAUAGAAAAACAUAAAACAUAUAAAAGACGUUACUACUGGAUAUUUUAUCUGACCACCAGUGGACUUAACGAGGUUCAAAGGAUUAAAUUUGCUUUUUUAAUGCAAUGAGUGAAGUUUCUGAGAAUAUGACGUCGUUAGACUGAAGCAGUCUCUCUUUCUUUUAGUCCGUCGAGUGAAACGUGCGAGAGACGAAAAUGACCACGGGGCCUCGUGACUGAGGGCUCAAGGGGUGAGAGGCAAGAGCUUUAAUUUGCCGCUCGUCAUCGACGCUCGCGCGCGUGUGCACUCCCAUCGCUAGGUCUGAAGAAGAGGAGAGACUGUUCGCAGUCUAUGACGUUGUCGUCGGAGGUAUACUAGCUUAGCUAUAGCUCGGCCAUAAAUGUGACAGAAUCCUAACAGAAAAUGAAGUAAAAAGAGAAGAUAGCUAGAAAGUGAACUACUUCUUAGUCCUAUGAAAAUCUCUUUAUUAACUCCAGUAGUUUAAGGCCCGGGACUAAGGGAUUUACCGGUGGAGAAUGAAUUAAUGAUUAUAACUUUGGCAUAGAUGAUGGCGCUGAAUCAAAAUUUGGCACACAAAAAACUCAUCGUGCUUAAUAUUUUAAAGUAUAAACGUGUUAACAAGUCACGGGAAAUGUUGCGUGACUAUUUAGCUAAAAAUCGUAGAUUAUUGACCAAUUGGUGGCCGGUUUAAGAAAAGAAAUCCAGCAAUAACAUUUUUCUAAUUUGUAUUGAAAUUAAUAUUUUUAAGACUUCACGUUUGGAAAAGUCUUAGAAUGACCGUCCAUUGCACUUCAGUAAAAAAAGACUAUGAGUAAAAACAUUAUUUUCAAUGCCCAAAUUUAAUCUUGAAUCAAUUAAAACUUAAAAACUCUAGGUAUGUCUAUCCUCUUUUAGAAAUGUAAAUUCGCGACCAAUUCGCCAAUUUCAUUUUCAACUUUUGGUGUCACGUGACCAUAUUUAAGAAAACCUCAAGAUUACUUUUAGGGAAAAAUUCAUUUUAUUCUAGGUCUCAUAGCGACAGAUAUUGCCAAUGAGUCUUAUGCUCAGAACACACCUUUGAGAAGACAGUUCCUCGAGCUCUAUCUUCUGUAGAGGAAAAAUUAGAAGUAAGAAAGAAUUACCCUUCCCAUUGUCUCCAGUUCGCUCUCUUUGCAUAUUCUGAACGCAUAAAAUCAUUAUUUCAAAGUCUUUAAAGUUGACCAGAAAGAUUCCAAUGAAAAUCUUGUUCCACUACCUCGGUCACCUCCUUAAAGUUUUCCCUCAAAAUUUUCCCAUCGAAAAGAAGCCUAAUAAUUGCCUUUCUAGCUAAUGGGGAAAAAACGGAGAACGUGGCAAGAAAUUCGGGAGGUUGUUGGUCGAAUGUUUGCUUUCUGCGCAUACCCAAACUUCAAAAACUUUUAGCAUCAGGGACCGCACUCUCGUUCCCAGAGUCCAGCAAAUAGGUUCCUUUACCUAAGAUUUGCUAGCUUGUUCCAGACUCCAAGAGAUUGUUAAAACUGGUGCGAGAAGCACGCGGGGGUCUGGGGAGAGAGAAGGCGUCGCCGCCCGCCCCCGGCUUUCACCUUAGCUUUCACCACUCAGCGUCAGUGACCUUGUUUUCGUGUUGUCUUUUCGCGACUUCCCUGCUAUCUGAGAGCAUGGCUUUAGAUUUUCAGACAAAUGGUUACGUGACAUAUUACUUAAUUAACUACCGCGCCGUACGGCUCCAGGUACCAGAUUUUGAUUCAUUCCGGAUUAGCCUCCAACGGAGAUGUUAAGUUUUUAGGGCUUUGUCACGCGUUCCUUCCCAAUGAGGCGGAUUACGUGACCAGCCACAAGAACGCCAGCGUGGGAGCCAAGGGCCGGAUACGCAGACAGAUGAAAAUCAAAUCAAAUGUUUCAGGGGACGGCGCUUUUCUCCAGCAAUUACGAUAGUUCACUCUUGUCUCCUUUUCUCAAAGGUUUGACAUUUUAUGCCUCUUCAAUUUCGUACUCGGCUUGACUGGAUUCAUUUACUUUUUUUAUCUUUUUUUUUCUUCACUUUUUACAUACGUUUCUCUUACAUUAUGCAAAGGAAGUUAAAUCCCUUUUUCGCAGGUGAACACGUUCUCUUGCAAUAUAAAAAGGAAAAAAUCUUUUCUCUCCUUUUUUGCAGGUGAACAUGUAUUCGUCUUGCAUUUUGAAAAGAAAACAAAGUUUCAUUCCUUUUUUGCACUCAUGCAUGUAUUUAUUUAAUGUUCUCUUAAAAACAGAUAUUAAUCGCAUCCAAUUUUGGUGUAACUGAUCGAGGUCGUACGAUCAGGCUGUUAUCACGAGUUCACUAUGUGAGCUCCAACGCGGUUUCCGAACAAAAAGAUUCAGUUCUGGGGUGCUGGUCAUGUGAGCCGAAGUGACGCAAGCCGUAAUUUAGACGGGGACAUUGUUUUGAAUAACUUUUAGCGUGCGGUAACUCCAUCUGCACAAUAAAUAACUAUAGGCCUAUAAAAAGAAGGAUUAUUGUUUUGUUUUUUAUCUUGUUCAGCUGCAUGAAAAAACAUGUUCGAUGCGUGCGUUGAAAACUCGAUGGUCAUACCCAACAUACCCGGGGUGCAAUGAAUAUUAUAAAUCCCAGAAGAUGGGGAUGUGAGAUUGGUACAAAUAAGAAAAAAAGGGGAAAAUAGCUACUUGCCCAAGUAAAUGGAAUCAGAGUGAAACUUUUAAAGUUACAGUUUUUGCAAAAAGCACAAGCUGAUUUUUGCUUGAAUGGAUACUGACAAACAGGCUCCCCAACAUAGCCCGGUGGGGAGCCUUUGUUCAUCAUAUGACUCACAUUCACGUGAUCUCGGUGCGAAAUUAUAAAAAUUCAUUUGAUUGAGGAGUUCAGUAGUUGUGAUUAACCAGUUGUACGAAGGAAAUGGAGUUUUAAAAUUAGCGAAAUGAGGGUAGUUGAGUUAAUAUAAUACAAGAACAUUUUACUUCUUGGCGAUCGUUAAAUACAGGUGAGAUAGUCCACACACUUGAUCUUAAGUUUUAUAAUUUCCGUGACACGUACAGAUCUAGAAUUUCUUAUGUAAGCCUUAAUGCGGUGUUUUCAUUUAUUUUUAAAAGGUCUUUAACUCGUCUUACCUUUUUUUGACAUAGACUUCAGUAACAAUGGCCCGUUGUAUCGAAGGAAAACCAAAAAUGACAUGGAGAACAAGAAUUUGUUACGGGGUUGGCCAUAUUCUAAAUGACUUGUGUGCCUCAAUGUGGUUUACCUACUUGUUAGUCUACCUUCACAAGGUCGUAGAAUUCUCAAACGUGGCUGCAGGGACUUUGCUGUUGAUUGGACAAAUCGCCGAUGCCCUCGCCACGCCUUUCGUUGGAAUAGAAUCCGAUAAAACUGGGGACUGCAGAUAUGGCCGAAGAAAAAUCUGGCACCUUGUUGGAGUUUCGUGUGUAGCGUGUUCAUUUCCGUUCGUUUUCAAUCUGUGCAUUGGUUGCGAGAACUCAUCGACCUGGGCGCUAUUUAUUUACUAUGUUCCAUUUAUUGUGAUUUUCCAGUUUGGCUGGGCAUCUACGCAAAUUUCUCAUUUAAGCUUGAUUCCAGAACUUACUGAUAAAGAAAGUGAGAAAGUCAACCUAAAUGCUAUUAGGUAAUAGUUUACUUGACUAAACCAUGUUUACUCGUCAAAUAUUUCCUUGUAACUUUAUAGUUGAUUACUUAAAUGUGGCUGAAAAUUCCCGCUAAAUCGGCUUAUUUUUCCGCGAAUUUGUCCUUUGAAUCCCUCGAAAUUUGACUUUUUUCCCCUCGACUUAACAGAAGCCCUGUCUUGCAUUCCCAGACAGCUGUUAUUGCCGCCAAUUCUACCCCCUCCCCAGCCCUCUUGGUGGAGCAAUGCUCAUAGUCACUGGUUAUGGGUGUCCUACAGUAAACCUUAUUUUGGCCCCAGUCUUGAGUCAGUCCUGAGCUUUGCGAGGUCCUGCAAUACACUUAUCUCUAGUUAGCUUUGAGCACUGGGUAUGCCGCUGAAGCCCCUAAACCCUGACCUUAUUUAAGACCAAAACCAUUCAAUUCAUGACCCUACGUAGUGCAAUUAUGUACCCUUUUCAGUGUCACAUCCCUGUUUAUAUGCGAAUUAAGAGUGUUCCUCUUCUCCUUCCCAAGAGUAUAACACACCAAAAGUGAGAUGAAGAUCAUAUCUGAUUGGCAGUAGUGUUGAAGAAGUCCUUAGGCACGAAUUCUGAAUAUCCUGAAAGGUCUAGAUAACAGCAGCAAUAUAGAUAGCCGCAUAAACAUAACAACUUUCUUUAAUUUACCAGACAUGUUUUGACGAUACAUCGGUCAUCUUCAGUGUUGCAUAUUGUGAAAUCGCCAUUGAAUUUCAAUCGCGUACAAUGUUGUCCCGAAAGGUUUUAAUUUGGUUUUGUAAAGUAGAAUUUUAGGUUUAAUAAUUUCAAACCCUGAGGCCUAGUCAUUACAUAAUACUCAAAGUAUUUAAUAUGCAAGAAUACCCCUACCCUGGAUUACCUAGCAACUGGUCCAAUGUUCCCCCCAAAUUCCAUAUUUUGUUUGUUCUGAUGAAACAUUGAAGCUGGUCUUUAAAUCCAUUUGUGUCUCCUAAACAAAUGUUAAACCCAAUUAAAGGGGAGUAUUUAAGAUCGAGUAGUGAUGUAAAUUACAUUGUUCAUUCAUUCCUUUUUUUGUUUAUCUGCUUUAGAAACUAGUCUUAUAGUAUAGUAAAGUUAUAUAUUAUAGGAAAUUGAGUAAUUUUAAUUUUCAGUGGACAAAAGCCUUGUACCAGAAUUCAUAAUUUCAAGCAUAUUGCAUUCUUUUUUACUUUUUUUGAGGGCUAUAAAUGUAAUAAUUAUAUGAAAUAACUCCAAAAAAAAAUUUCUUAUACACUGUAAGAGCUCAAAAAAACAAACUUCAAAAGCUUCAAAUUUCACAAGAUGAAAUUUUCAUGCAUGACAAUUUUAACUGUGUUUUCUCAAUUCUUUUGAAAUUUGACAUUUAUUUUUGUGGGCUCCCUUAAGAAAUUGUCUUGGAUCUUAUUACAGAUAACUAAUAAAUUAUUACUUUUAUUAAGCCCUUGAAAAGUAUAAAAAAGAAUGCUUUAUUAUUUAAAAUAUUCUGGAACAAGAUUUUUGUCCACUGAAAAUUAAUUUUACUCAAUUUCUUGAUGGAUUCUGUCUUUAUGUCCUUUUUUGUCUCUCACAGAUAUGCUUGCACGGUUUCGUCCAACAUUUAUGUUUUCUUGGUGACCUGGGUUCUUAUUUCCACUGAAGGUGGAGGCUCAUCAAAACUUGAUCCUUCUGAUUCAACAACAUUUAUGGUUUGUUGAUUUAGCUUUUACAAGUACUUUUAGUGAGUCAUAUAUGUACAGCACUUGCCAAAAGUAAUUAUUUACUUAUUAAGCUGAAGGUUUAAGUGUAUAUGGUUUUUUAAGUGAUGAGGCCUUAGUUGAAGUAAAAUGAGUGAACUCUUAGACCUGUAUUGAUUCAUGGACUCUUUUUGAGGUGUGGGUGUAAAAAUUUUCUCAUUAUUCUCAUUAUUAUUAUUAUUAUUAUUAUUAUUUAAUAAAUAUUAUUAUUAUUAUUUAUUUUCAAUUUUUUAUUUUUAUUUUGUUUCGCAAAAGCAUGUUAGAUUGUUUUAAUCAAGGUCUGAAUUCUCCCAUCUGUGUUAUCCCAACAAAGAUAAAAGAAAAGACAGCCACCACAAAAUUUUGUUACACUUGCCUAUACUGUCGUCCUGAUAGAUCUGUCUGUUUCAUAGGAGGUACAUGUACAUAAAAGAGAUUUUAUCAUUCAGGAAGUACAUGUACAUUGAAAAAACAAACAAACAAGCAAACAGUAAUUCCUAAAUUCCUAAAUUCCUAAAUUCCAUUUUUACUCAUAGUUGUAUUUUCUUAUUUUCUUCUUUCAGUAUGUUGUAUUUAUUGUGGUGGGAACAGGUCUUCUCUUCAUGCUUAUUUUUCACAUUGGACUUAAAGAACCCCCAAGAAGUUGCACAUUUAGUGGGCAAGCAGCAGUUAAAGGCAGUAAAAGAAGGGCAGACAAUUGGAUCCACUGGUUUAAAGAAAUACAGUUUUAUCAGGUUUGUAAAAAAAAACCAGCCUACAUAAAGAAUUCAUGCUGCAAGAAAAAAGGCUGCAUAAACAAGACUGUUUUUGGCAUGGUAACAUGAGAAUUAUUUUUGGCAUUGUAACAUUAUUUAGAAGUUUAAGGUUAAGUUGCAAGCACUAAAGAAUGAAGUAUAGAUCAGAGGUUAAGAAAGAGAUUCUAAACCCUUUACAUCUCUGGUAACCUCAUAAUUACAAAAAUUUCCAUAUGGGGCUUCUUUGGAAAGAUGUGUGCAAGAUACAUUACAUGUACUGUACUUCUUUUUAAUUAAAAGCAAUUUGAAAAAGAUGGGACUUCUUAAAUCAAAUUUUCAGUUACAAUUGGCAGCAAAAUUAGUUAGAGACACUUUUUACCCUUUUACAAACGGCUUCUCUAACGUUUUGCAAACUUCAAAAACAGAAAAUACCGUAAAUGACCUUAAAUGCCCACUUCCAAAUAAACGCCUCCUAUCUGUUAAACACCACCUCUAUGCUGUUAAAAUCAUACUAGAUGCCCCCCUGUGAGAAUUACUCCAAAAUACUAGGAAUUACCAGAGAGGAGUGAACUCAUUCGAUUCAUUCAGUUUCCUGCUUGAUUAUUAACAAGGCUUUCAAUGUCAUGUUCAAAGUAAGGAUAGACCAACGAUAGCAACACCAGGGUUAGCAAAUUUUAUUGAUGAGUGGAGUCAGUGUGACUUCUGCUUAACACAUUUUGGAGUCAUUUUGGAAUAUUUGGAGUCAAGUAUCAGACUUUCCAGCACGUGGUCCCGGCAUGUAUACACUAUCGUGAGGGAUACACGAAGUAGCUGUGGCGGUCCGCUGACCUGGAAAGCUCAAAUCCAUGAUGGCGGUCAUCGAGUAAACUUUGAUCGUAAUUUACCCUCUUCCUGUUUUGUCGUGGAGUAUAAUUCUUUAAUUUCGAUGAUUUAAUUAAGGUUUACAACGUUUACAAUUAACGUAAAUUGUAUUUGUUGCGAAAAAGGUAAGGAUAAAACUGUGUUUGUUACCGAAAAUUUCUUGAGUCGAAGUGGCUCCCUGUUUGUUACCGAAAAUUUUUGGAGUCAAAGUGACUCCCUCAGUAACCUCAGUGGAGUCAUCUGAACAAUUUUGGCGUAAAAUACGCCAAAUUUGGCGUAUUUGCGAACCCUGCAACACAAUAACCCUGAGUGAAGAUUCUGACAUUGAUGUCAGGAUUUGAAAGGUCAAUAUGGAUCUUUAGACGGCCUAGACUAGCGUAUUAAUUGAUGGAGUGGAUAUUCCACUAUUUUCAAACUCUUCUGAUAUUUUCAUCGAAAGCAUAUUUGGGUUCGUUGAGCUUGUUACAGUUAUGAGAAUAAACACCUCUCCCUAAACACCCCUGCUUGGACCCCUAGAAUUAAAUAGAUGCUCUGGGUAUUUAUUGGGUCAGUUACAGUAAGGCGUCCCUCCCCCAACCCCGCCCUCCAUGCAUUUUUGUGCCACUCUUUGAGCUACCUGUGGCUUAACAUUGAAUGAAGAGGAGAGGGCAGUGCUCAACACUAACGCUAGUCCACUAGCCCAGGACUAGUGAAAAUUCAUGCUGGGCUAAUAAAAGUGUCCUCCUACUAGCCCCUAGACCAGAAGCUUACCGCAGUUUUUUUUCCUAAAUCACUUUAUCAGUGAUUAAUUUUUUAGCUUGAGUAUCGAAUGUAAACCAAAGGACUCACUGUUCUAUAGUGGAGGUAUUGUAGCUUAGUAUUGAUGCCAUGUUGGUCAUUUUAAUCCUUCUAUUUUUUUUUCUUGGCAGGUGGCAGCUUUGUACAUGUGUACUCGUCUCAUUGUCAACAUUACACAAGUUUACAUUCCUAUGUAUACUUUGGAAACAUUGUCUCUAAACAAGGUAUAAUUAAUUUUUUUCAGGGCUGCAAGCAUGAGAUUUCAAGUCCCUAUGUAAAUGCAAUAAGUCGGCAGGGAAUUAAACAGCUAGGAAAUUCUUUUGGUUCUGUUUGUUUGGGUCAUAUAUAUGUUUGUAUUCAUAGCUGCGUGGGCAGGGAAAAUCCCAGCCCUGGCCCUUAUUGACAACCUUGUUAUUAGUAUUAACUAGUGAUAAUUACAGAUAAGGGGAGUGCGUUCGAUUGGGGAAGUGGGGGGGAUGAGUGGUAGCCAUAAGGGGGUGCAAAAGGUGAUGAGCUUGUAAGAUAGAGAAAUCAAAAUCAAACACUUUUAUCAAUACGAAUAUCAGCAGCUGUCCUCAUCAGUGUUAUUGUUUAUCCUCCCACUUGACAACUCAUAACUAUUUCAUUUUUCUAACAACCAGUUGUUUUAGGGAAGCCAAGAGGCGUCCUUAAUUUUACACUUUUUCCCGGUCUACAUCUCCAACACUUUCCUAAGGAUCCUUGCUGACCCCAAAAAUCAGUUAUGGUCCUCAGAUUUUCUUUUGACCUUAGUGGUAUUGUCCCCAAUGCCCCCACCACUAUGGGAAUCACCUUUUUGUCCUUACACCCCACAUCUUUCAGAUUUCUCUAGCGAGAUCUUGAUAUUUUUCUACUUUCUCGUCCUCUUUUGCUCUCAUCAUCAUUAUAUUAUUAUUAUUAUUAAUAUUAUUAUUAAUGCAGUGCGUAAGAAAGAAAAAUAUCUGAACUUGAUCAACAAAAUGAGUAGAAAUUACAGAUGUGUGAGAUUUGUAAGUCUCUUCAUGAGUUCCCUUGGCGUUUUCUCCGUUGAAUGCCUCUCAUUCUUCGAUAUGAUGAAUGACAUUGGCAUUGACAAAAAGCAGCAGCGUUAUAUAAUCAAGAAAAUGAUAAAUAUAGCCAUUAGAGCAACAUAUUACAUCUUCUGUUGUAGAAAUAGGAACUGGGAUAGCCCAGACUUAAUGCAAUUUUGAUUUUUUUUUUUGGCUUUUGUUUUGCUUUGUUUUUUUUUCUUUGUAAUAGUCCAAUCAAAUGUAAAUUGCCUAUACAUAGCGAGAUUUACAAUUGCACAUUCAAAAAAACAAAUCAAGUUUCCAUUAUAAAUCCAUUGAAAAAUUCAGAUAUUGUUUUUGUUUUGUUUUAGUCCGAUGCCAAUUUAUUGCGGUUUUCCCAAAACCUUCCUUGUGUGUUUUGUUGUUGGUUCUAGGACACCAUUGCCAAAAUUCCCUUGGUUGUCUAUGUUAGUGGUUUCCUUUCAACGUUCCUAACCAAGCCACUAAACAAGUGCUAUGGGAGAAAGGUAAAUGCAUACAAUAUGACUUGAAAUACUUUUAAUAAUUUAAACUCGUGAACAAAAAUAAUGCUCAUGAGUGGAGGUGAUUGAGAAGCUGGUGGAGCUGAGAACUGCAGCCGAGUGCAAUUCAUAACCAUGACAACUCUGUGAGUGGCAUCCACCGAGGCACCAUCACACUACUAAUCAGUGGAACCUAAUACUUAUUUUAUACUUACCAAGGAGAGAGCAGGGUGGCAAGCGAAAAUACUAGAACCACAUGCUGUGAGCAGCAACUUGAACAUAACGGCCUGACCUCAACAUAGAAACUGUAAAAACGCAUUAGGCACAGCUGUACAUGUAGCCAUUAGAGUGCCCCUGAUAAUCUCGUAUGAGAGACUGCUGGCCAUCUUUGUCUCCAGUUUAUAAGCUAGCCUAAAUUUUAUCUAGCAACAUUAUACUAAUUUCACGUGAAGGAAAAGUUAUUGUCCUGAAAUGUAAAUUCACGAACCUUUAAGGAAUGACUGUUUUUUAUUAAAGGCCACUGAAAAAAAGAUAACUUUAAAUCACAGUACGUCCAAUCUAAAAGAAAAGAAAUAACUUUUAGAUUCACAAAUUGUUAGGAAAGUCUUUCCUAACAAUGAAAUGUUUUAAAACAGAUAAGUUAUUAAGACCGACUUGUUUUACAGUUUUCUGUAUAGUCUAUUUUAAUAGUUAAACUUUUGUAACUAUUUUAAUAGUAAACUUGAUUUCAAUCACUUUUGAGUGGUUGAAAUCACUGGUAAAAACGUCCAUAAACUAAAUUGGAAUCUUAGAAAGACUUAAAAGUAUAUGUUUCAACCUCAGUUAAGAAAUAUUAUUUUUGUAUCUUCUUUCAGGGAACAUUUUUUCUAGGUCUUCUCUUAAUUGCAGGGACAAGGUAUGUCCGUCUUUUAUCAUUAUAGAAAGUAGCCUUGACUGUGAUCUGUUCUGUUGUAAAUUAUACAGGAAGAGUUCCUGUGAAGUGUCUGGGUAAACUCGUGCCCGCGUCAUGCGUCUUUGAAUCUCAACUUCGAUGUCAAAAUCCUUACUAUGAACUGGACAUAACUGAACAAGAUGCAAUGUGGACAAUAUUGUUAAUCGAGCUAGAGACAGAAUAACUUGAAUUGAUUUUUCUUGCCUCGCUUUUUCCUAGUAGCUUGUUUAGAGCAUGCGGGACGGGGCGUGCCCGCGUCAUGCGUCUCGCGGGGCGUCUUUUAGACAGGGUGGGCGGCGCGGGGGGGGCAUUUAUUAGAGAGGGGGAUGUAAUAGAAACUUAAAAGCGUGGGGUGGCGUGUUUAUUAGACAAGACCCGUUGAUUUUGAUUCAAGAGAGCGCAUCUAUUUGAUCAUUGUCGAUUUAUAUGGCUUCCUGUGGUAUCACACUGAUCUUUUUGCUAUAUUUUCUUGUUUAUCCACAGUUUAUGGAUGUGGUUUAUUCCAAAGGGCCACCUCUUACAAACAUAUGGAGUAUCAGUGUUGUUAGGUGUUGGUGGAUCCACGCUUCUAGUUACUGCCCUGACUAUGUUAGCAGAUCUUAUUGGGGAGAAUGUGGUACGUGUGUUUGCCCGUUGAAGGCGUUGUGAUAGGACGAGUAAUAGGGAACUUAGAUGAGUUAAGUUAAAACCCGCGAUUAAGAACCACGUUUUUUAGAACCUGUUAUGCUAAGAUUUGCCAGUUAGGCCCCCUCUAUACAAGAACCUGUUAACCCUAAAAUUUGAAACAGUUUCUUGUUUUGUAAAAUCUAUAUUAAAAUAUUCUGUACACUUGGGGAAAGAAGAUAAGUCAACAUUCAGUAUCCUCUUUGGAGAGAUGAGGGUCCUUAUUACUCCAACUGCAAUGUACAUUGUAAUGCACCGUCUGCAGGUUUACGUAAGGAAUGAGCUGAUUACCACUAAAUACUCUUAGCUACAAUGUAUUCAAUUCUUCAGGAAAUAAGAACCUAUUUAAGACCCUAAAUAGCCUAAAUUUGUGCUACUUACCAUUUAUGUAAGAAUCUGUUUAGGCUAACUUGGGAAAAUGCCGGGCUUCUAGUGGCGGGUUUUUUCUGUAUGUUAUGAUGUUUUGCCACGAGAAUCAAAGAUAACCCUGACAUAAAGGUUUAGUUUCAUUUAAAAUUACACUACAACUAAACCUCAACUAAAUGUGCAUGUCUUUGCCUUUCGAUGGCCCGGAUGGAAACGGAUUGCAACUUGAAAUAUUUGCGCCAACGUUUUCAAGUUUAACAAACUAAUCAUAGUUUGUUUUCCCUCUCGUGUUGUUCAUAUCCUUAGCACUAUCUAACUUUGUAGACUAUCUCAUGAAUUUAUGGGUAACGACCGAAUCAAAGUGUUUUGAAUUCAGCAUGUUGCACAUAAAAUGUUCUAAUAUUGUUAUUUCGGAUUUGACAGGAAACAGGUGCCUUUGUGUAUGGAGCCAUGAGUUUUACCGAUAAAUUAUCCAAUGGAAUCGCAGUUCAGCUGAUCCAGAUAUUUCAUCCUUGCAAUUCUUUGGGAGAGUAAGUAUAUUUUUUUUGACAACUUGCCGUUGUUAGUGAAAGCGGGUGUAUACUCAUGUGACAAUAUAACUGUAUAAUAGUUUAGAGGAUAAAUCGUAAAUUGUAGCCAGUUAGACAGUCCAUUUACUUAGAAGACUUAGGCAGAGGAAGCUAUGGUACAUGAGACAACGUUGUACCCUUUUUUUUUACAACGGAGUGAAAAGCAGUUUGUCGAAUACUGUUUCCAACAUUGUUCACAACACUUUUGCGAUUUUUUUAACAUUGUGUGCACGUUGAGCUCAGCAUUGUCAACAACAGUUUGUACGUGUAAUACUUUGCAGAACACUGCACAUUAUUUGAAUUUUGCUCACAUUUUGCACAACACUGUAAACCACAGGUUGCAGACUAUUAUAUACAAUAUAGUGCACAACAUUUUUGCAUAACUUACUAUGAUUUGAUUUGUGCGACACUGGAUAACAAUGCGUGCAAGGUUGAGCGUAUCAUUGUCGACAUUGGCUUGCACAACAUUGUGUUUAACGUUUUGCAAACACUGCACAACAUUGUGAUAAACAGUUUGUAUAACGUUGCGUGCAAUGUAACGCAUUGUGAAUUCUGCUCACAUUUUGCGCAACAUUGUGAACCAUAGGUUGCACAUUGCUAUGUACAAUAUAGUGCACAACAUUUGUGCGACACUAAAUAACACUGUGUGCAAGGUUGAGCGUAACAUUGUCGACAAUGGCUUGUACAACGUUGUGUUUAACGUUUUGCAAACACUGCACAACAUUGUGAUAAACAGUUUGUAUAACGUUGCGUGCAAUGUAACGCAUUGUGAAUUCUGCUCACAUUUUGCGCAACAUUUUAAACCACAUGUUGCACAUUACUAUGUACAAUAUAGUAUACAACAUUUGUGCGACACUAAAUAACCCUGUGUGGAAGGUUGAGCGUAACAUUGUCGACAAUGGCUUGUACAACGUUGUGUUUAACGUUUUGCAAACACUGCACAACAUUGUGAUAAACAGUUUGUAUAACGUCACGUGCAACGUAAUGCAUUGUGAAUUUUGCACAAUAUUUUGUGCAACAUUAUGAAAAACAGUUUGUUGCACAAAUAUGUGAGGUACAGUGCAUUGCGUUUGUGCAAAAUUUUACAUGUAUAGCAUUGGGAGAAACGUUGAGCUCAAUAUUGUCAAACGAGUGAACAAUAUAGUGCCAAUAAUUGUGCAACAUUGUAUAACGUUGGGCGUAACUUACUUUGUGCGCAACGCUGUCGCAAAUCUGGUGUGCAAUGUUUGCACAAAAGACCGGCUACAUACUUAACACUGCUUGAACGCAGCGCUGUACGCAACGAAAUCAAUGUACAAAAAUGCGCAAAAGACUCUAGCAUUUUGCACAUCAUUUGCAUCAUCAUAUGAAAAAGGGCAUUAAAUUUCGCGAUUUAAGCGUUCUGCAUUUCAUUUAUUUUUUUAAAAAGUCUGGCCCUUUAAAAAUUUCUUGAUAAACUGGAACAAGCAAUGUAUGCAAUCUUUGCAAACCAAAGCUAUUUCAUAACUGAAGAUACAAAAUGGAGCUUACCAGUAAAACCAGUUAGGAAUUUGCUUAUUUGUCAAUACAUAUCCUGUAUAUGCUGUGCUAUUACAAGUUAAUUUUGAUUUGAAUUUCCUAUGCAGGUAUUAAAUCUCGCGAGGAAUUUUUUUUCGCGGGUCUUUGAUUUCGCGAUUUUUUUCACAAUUACGAACAACGCGAAAAUAUAAAGGGUUUAGUUUUAUCGUUUGUCUCACGAUUAUCACUUUGAUAUUGUUUCGACCGCACACUGCAGGUCUUUAUCAGGCGAUAGUGUCGAUUUACUGAGUCGAACUAUUUGUACCACCGUGGUUCUUAGUGAUUGGUGUAUCACAAACCUCGCUCAUGGUUGGUGGGUUUCGAUCCAAAGCGUUGUUGGCACUGUGAGGGGAAGAAACCGAUCCUUCAGCGAUCGGCUGUGGUAGAGAUCGGUUGCCAUGUUGUCUUAUUGUAGGCAUCCACGCGUAAGGAAUUUCAAUUUCACUGUCCCUGAUGAUGUCUUACGACAACGCGAAAAUGGUACUAAUAAGGUACAUGCGGUCAACAUGAAGCAACAAAAAUGACUUCUUGGACCCGUUGGUGAGUGUCCGUCUUCGAGAGGUUUUCGUCUUAUAGAGUCAAAGACCCUAAAAAGGCAGAGACCAUUAUUCAGUUGAAUGAAGUUGCUAGAACUGUAUCUACGUGGGCUGACAAUAAUCGAAUGUCACUUAACACAACCAAAACUAAAUCUUUACUUAUUACGACCCUGCAGAAACGCCGUACUUUAACCAGCUCGGCACUCAAUGUCCAAAUCGAUGGUAGAUCUAUUGAGCAAGUGGACUAUGCCAAGAUGCUGCGUUAUGAUAGACAGUGACAUGUCUUGGAAGCAUCAUAUCGAUACAAUCUGCUGCAUCAUUAGCAGUAGGCUUUCUCUUCUCCGUCGCAUCAAACCUUAUCUUAACUUUGAUUCUGCUUUAAGAUUCUAUAAUUCUUGUGUUAACAACUAUUUAAUUUAUUGUUCCGCUGCCUGGGGUAACUUGUUCCCACCAUCUCCUCUUACGACUGCUUCGUCUUCAGAAGCGUGCUGGGCGUAUGCUCCUUGAUGCCGACCUCUCUCAGGCUUCUAUUUCUUUAUUUUUAAAACUUAACUGGAUUCCCGUUUUUGAUCUUAUUAAAUACAGGAAACUUUUUCUUCUAUUCAUCGUACUCCUUAAUCUGAAUGCUCCUAAAUGUCUCAGGAACAGAUUUCAAUUUCUUUGUGAUUCGCGUGGACCUCUGGGUCGUUUUACAAGAGCCUCUCUCUACGACUUAAAGGUGCCAUGCCCACAUAGCAACUCUGGGAAACGCACCUUGGCCUAUACUGCUACUAAACUUUUUAAUGACCUCAGUUCCGACUUAAAAGAGUUUUCUAUUUCUUCUUCUCCACUGAUAUUUAAAUUUCUUCCCUCCUCUCCUAAGUCUAAAUUACGAAGUCUGUUUUUCUCACGCCUAUCAUCGGCCCCAGCACUUGGAGGAUCUAUUGUGCUCGACUUGCCGCUAUUCUAUUCAUUGUCACUGUUUUUUAUAGUCCUACUACAACCACUAUUAUGUCUUUUUAUUUAUAUUUAUGUAUAUAUGUAUACAUGUUCAUUUAUAGUACAUAUUUUGCCCCCCCUUCGUCGAUUUAUAUAUUAUUCAUUACGUGUUUAUAGCCUAUUCUACUUUAAAUAUUGUCUCUUUUGUGUGUAUAUAUAUAUUUAUAAAUUUAUUUGUUUUUAGUCUUCUAAAUUUAUUUAUCUAUUAAUCUAUUUUUUUGAGGGCCGUAGGUUAGAAAACUGUAAAAGGUUAUUGCGCGUCCCUCUUUAAAUAAAGUUAUUGUAUUGUAUUGUAUUGUAUUGUAUUGUAUUGUAUUGUAUUGUAUGGCAUUUUACUGUCGGGGUCCAUGCAUGGGACUUUUUUACUAUACUUAUUUAGCUGGAUCUCAUAGGAAAUCAACGAGUAAUGGCAGUAUGCAAUGCCGUAUACAGAACUGAUGUGGCUCCAGCUAAACGAAUGGUGCUUUUAAUGUUGCUUGAUCUUUCUUGCUUUUUCGUUUUCAUCCCCAUAAAAGCAAAGUUAAUGCCAUGGGAUGGAGAAUAAGGAACUCCUCGAUCAUGGCGUGAAACUCGUCUCUUGUCGCCACCUAAAUUCUUUCCUUCAUGAAAGGUUUCACCACAAAAGGAUGAAAAACUAUGCCCAACUCACUGUGCGAAGAAAAAAAUGUUUUGGAAGUCGUUCAGUUAAGGUUGAUGUUGAUAAAAACAACUGUCCGAUGUGAAUGUGUUGGCUUCGAAUCUGAAAGUAUUUGGUGUGCCACGCCUUGACCACGCAUCGCUUGGUUUCCUUGGACACGGAAACGUGACAUUACACGUUGUUGUUGUUGCUUCUACAGUAGCCACAAUGGCACCUCGUCUCCGUGAAGUUAUGACCCUGAGAUUUUCCACCAUUGAACUUUCCUAACAUGGCGUUUUCUUGUAAUGUCACGCAGUUUCGACACAAACGGAAUCGAUGAUUGCUAAAUGCCGUUGAAGAUUCAUACUGUCCGCUAUGAAUUAACGUCAACUUCAACUCUUGUAAUGUCUUAGACUUUCGAUUUCAUUUAUUCUUUCGGUCACAUCAUAGACAGCUCAGGUCAGGCCUCAGAGCUUAAAGGCCCUUAAACUAGGCAGGUCAGGAUAAUAAGGAUAAUUGUUAUUUUAUUUAGUUAUUAUUUUUUGUAAUCUUGAUGCUAUUGACUCUGCUUGGCUGCACUUUGCUUGUAACCGCAAAACAUACCUCACUGCUUCACAAUAUGCCUUCCUUUGCUAUUUGCUGAUCGUUGCUGCUUUAACCGGCGCGUUUUUUGACUUCAAUACAUGUUGCAUUUUGCUAUUCUCAUCCACUGAUGUGGUUUCAGCCAUGGAGGUAUGCACAGUCCAGGGAGUGGAAACACCACAGCUUUGCCGACUGGAGUCGGUCAUCAUCAUCAUCCACACAUGUACGAGUGUGAAAUCAAAGCUUAUUUUUACUUAAUAGUUAUUUUAACUUUUCCUCCGAACUUCCAUGCCAGAAUGAUUUAGAACUGUAGUGUUGAAGGAAUAGAUCUAUGAAAUUGUUUCAAAACAUUUUCAUGGGCGUAGCUAUUUGUCCAAAAAUAACCCUACGUACUAUAAAAACAAAACGAAAAUAGAGGAACAUUGCAAAGAAAAAAAAGCGAGGUGAAUUAAGCGGUUGCUGAAGAAAAUGCGAAGGCUCUAACUGUGGCCUGCAAAACACGGUCCUACGUUCAAUUUUGCGUUAUGAAUCGCAUACUGAUUCAUAACGCAAAGAAAAUCGAGUUACCCGCGUGAACACGAUUUGGAAAACGUAGUUGGGGAAAAUUUGGAAAGAUGUGCGUAUUGCUAGAAAGUUUCCCGCUACACCCCUGAAAACUCGCAGUUGUCUUUUUUUAGGGACCGUUCAUUUUUUUUUAUUAGGUAGCGGUUGGGUGGAAUUUGAGGGGGGGGACAUGAAAGAAAUGUGGCUGACCAGGAGCAUUAAAUAAGCCACUCGUCUCUAUUGAGCCCCCUCCCCCCCAUCAAAAGUGCUUGGAAAAAAUAAGCCCCCCGGAGGGCUUAAUAGAGGAUUCACGAUUAAUAGAGUUUUAAAUAACAAAACUGGACCAUUGUUUGAGAAUUUAAUUUAUGAGAAGACGCGUUUAAACUUUUUAUUAAGUAGCAAAUAGCGUGACAAUAACCCCUUUAAUUGUUCAAGGUCGAUUUAAUUAAUUAGCUCCAUGGUUCUUUUCAGAGCAUGUUGCCCUAAAUGUGAUCUGUACUACAGAGAAGUUAUGGUAUUUGUUACCGGUGGAGCCACUAUUAUUUCUCUGCUGGUUCUUUUAACGAUGCUUAAGACAAAGAUUGGUGAAUUUAAAGGUGAGUUUAAAGGUUAGUGAAUUUUUCACCAUUCACUGUAACUGAAUUCAUGCCAGUCCUUGGUGCAAACUUAAGAGUAGGCGAAGCAUCGUGUGAAACUGAAAAGCAGUAAUAACUCGUGACACUAUUUUGUGGAAAGCGGUCAAUAUAACUUCAAGAAUAUAACGUAAACCUUUCAACCUUUUGCUGUGAUUUCUAAGCUGCAGAUGUCACUUUUGGAACGAGGAAACUGGGGCGAGUUAUUUAUCGCAAAGACUUCUGGGACUGUCACUAGGGACAGGGGAAAAAUUGACCAAUCGCUGACCGAUUCUAACGAUCCCAGAACCAAUAGUGGGACUCGUUUCGGUUCCAGUCCCAUUCUCGUUUAUAAAGUGGUGAAUCGCUUUUAGACAAGUUUCCAGUGAAAGUCAAGUGCUAUUCGUUUGCAUUCUCUGUUGAAAGGUUUUAUCUGUGACAGUAGAAUCAAACACAAGAGUGUAUCUUUAAUUUUAACUGCUAGAAUAUUCAUCUGCCUUUCUAACCACGAAGGGUCCGCUGGUACUACCCGGCCAUUUUAAAAUCACCCGUAACUGAUGGCGGUAAUAUUUCCUUCCUUGAAUCUGAAAUUGAAAAGGAGUUCACCUGUCGCCGUUCCUCGCCCGUUGAUUGAUUCUCAACAGUAGUAAGAGGCCAGUUAAGCGCCUUUUGCUUGUGAGGGUAAUCUUCAUCUAAGGCUCAUCUUCAGGGCUCGAAGGUAACAUUUUAGUGCACUAGGAAAGUUUUGCUAGUAGGUUUUUUUCCCACUAGCAAACUGGUGAGACCACUUGCAAAUUCUUUCCCUUUGGACUGAAAACGAACUAUCAGUAAAGCCGAUAUCUCGAGACCACCGGAAACUCAUUUGUAAACGGACUUACUGUUUCCUUCUUGCGUUCGAACAGCUUUCUCCAAAUGUUUGGGAGACAAGGAUGAUUCUAACUCGCAAACGUUUGCUAGUGGAUAUUUUUUUCACUCGCAGAUUAUCAAAAUCACUCGCAUUUUGCGAGUUUGCGAGCGUUAAUUUCGAGCCCUGAACUUGUGAAACACGUUUAACGAAAAGCAAUGUUUACUGUUUCCUCUGGCCUUUCUUUUUGUUAUCAUCCUGUGAUUUUUCUGUACACUGGCUUUAGGGGAUAAGAAAUGUGCGUUUAGCCAUCCCUCCCCUUCCUCUUCCCUCUCUUUACGUUUGUAACCCUUGCAGAAUGACAGGUUAUGAAAUGGAUGUUUAGAAAAAUGCAUGCUGAGGACCGCUUGCUCGAUAUUCUUACCUGUUUCCUAACUAUUGCAAUUUCUUAUUGCAAGAUGGCGCUGUGGUAGACGUGACCGUUCAAGAUGCGCUCCUCAGUAAGAGUGCCUCAGUUAGCACAAGCUGCUCGAAGACAACUGGAUCAUCCAAAAGCCCGUGUCUAAUGUAUGAGCCCACGACCCCUCCCAAAUACGGGUCAUUGAAUGGCACGUGUCAGAAUAUACCAUGCUCAAUACAAGAGGAUUAUUCUAGCUACGAUGAGACCACGCCGUCGCCAAAAACGUCCCGGUGACGUUGUGAAGAAGAUGAUACCCCUAGUACUGUGCUGAAUGUAAUGGGCAGUCAGGUGUUUUCUCAGUUAACGAUCCCCUGAUAUAGAAGCAGAAACUCGGCUUGCCCACCUGUGAAAGGUGAUUGUGGUUGAGCGAGGUGAACUAAAGACUGGUUCUGUUCCAUUGUUCACUCCUGCUGUAAUGAAAGGAUUUCUUGACUAUACAAGCUCAGCUUGUCAGUCCGCUUUAAGAAAGGCGACUGUGUUUGAGCGAGAUGAACCGAAGAACUGAUCCACCGCCCUUUGAUCCCGGAGGCCUUUUUCAACGAAAUGCCAAUAGCUGUUAAAACUGAGCGCUGGAAACGAUCCCCUGAUUGCAGAACUCACUUUGUCCGCCUUAGUAUAAAGGCAACCACGUAGAUUUUCCUAGUUGUUAGAACGCCGUUC
Messenger RNA from Porites lobata, 32616 nucleotides. NCBI's taxonomy places the organism in Eukaryota, Metazoa, Cnidaria, Anthozoa, Scleractinia, Poritidae. The record is from the annotation of a GenBank genome assembly.